Molecule: messenger RNA, 320 nt
Organism: Prorocentrum cordatum
Lineage: Eukaryota; Dinophyceae; Prorocentrales; Prorocentraceae
Source: the annotation of a GenBank genome assembly
GUUAUUCCAUGGCGAUUUUCACCCGCCACGGCCCGCCGUCGCUGGGCUUCACGGGUGCCGACGUCCAGCGGUUCAAGAAUAUUGAGGCGGGCAAGGAUGGGUCCACAAUCGAUUGCGCCAUCUGCGGUUCGACGCCUCGGCGCUUCAGCAGCAGCAUCAAGGGGAUUGCCAACGCGCCGUGGAAGCCCCACUUGGGGCCGGCGCUGCAGUUGAGGUCGCCGGGGCGGCAGCUCAUCACGAGGCAGCUCGAGUUGCCGGGCGCCUUGCCGCAACGGGGCCGCCCUGCCGCCGAGCCGACGCCAGUCUCGAAGUCAAGCCGC